AUGGCGGCUCAGUUGCCUGUUGUAUUUGGAGAAUGGGUUAUGAUUUCUCAGUCGUGGCAUUUUGAGGUGGAUAAUCGCAAAGGAGGGAGGUUGUUCUUCUUGAAUGAUGGUUGUACACAUGGAGAACUCGUAGCUAUGGCUCUAGAUGAUUACAUGCUGGAUGGAAAUACGGACAGCGUGUCUAUCACUUAUGCAUUGCCAGAUUCAAUGUUAGCAAACAUGGCUCCGGAUACCCCUCCUAUGCAUAUUACUAAUGAUAGACAAGUACAGAGCUUGAUUGGGUUGAGUAAGACGCAUGUUAUAAGUCUUUGUGUAUCUAGUCGCAAGGACAAUGAUGGACGUACUGGUGGUGUUGAUGCUGCUGAUGGGUGUUCUGUUGAAGGUGGGAAUCAAAAUACUGAGGAAGGUGAAGAUGAAAAUGUCGAUGAGUAUGAUGAUGAUGAGAUAAACGAGGACAUCAAAAACGAUUCAGUAAAGGAGGAAGACGGUAUUGACUCUGAGGGUCAGGACUCUGAGGAUCAGGACUACAGCCAAUAUGAGAAAGUGAAGGAUGAGGAUUCAAAUUCUGAUUCAGAGGGUGAGUGGAUUGAAGAACCGGUGAAGGCUCCUCAAAGAGGAUAUGAAAGAAAUUGGGUUGACAAAAUAAAAGUAAAAGGAAGUUUUGCUACAAAAGACGACCUGAUUUCUGAGAUCAGGUUGACGGUUGUUAUGUUGAAGUUUGCAUUCAGAGUUGAUAAGUCAUCGAGACGUCUGUUUGUUGCUAAAUGUGCUGUUAAAGGAUGUCAAUGGAGAGUUAGAGCAGCUGUAAAGAACGAAGCAAAGACGUUUUGGGUCACUAAAUAUGUCAAAACUCAUACCUGUUCAGUUUCAGAUCGGUUGGCUCACCGAAAGCAUACGACUCCAAGAUACAUUGGAAAGUUAUUUAUAGAGCGUGUGGGAAUAAUUGAUGGGAUUACUGCAGAACACAUCAAAGAUUCAAUGCAGGCGAUGUUUCAAUUGAAAAUAGACUACACAACUUCGUAUAGAGCUUUGAUGUAUGCACAAGAAUGUGUGAGGGGAAGCCCUGAGGAUGGAUAUAGCCGACUGCCUUCUUAUUUGCGUCUGAUCGCUGAAGCAAAUCCGGGUACUAUAACUGCCCUUGAACGCGACCGUCAGAAUAGGUUCAAGUACCUAUUCUUAGCCUUCAGAGCCUCCAUAGCUGGUUUUCAAUAUCUCAGACGGGUCAUUGUUGUCGAUGGGUGUCAUCUGACUGGAAAGUAUGAAGGGACUCUGCUAGUGGCCACAACACAAAAUGGUAACUUCCAGAUAUUUUCACUAGCUUUUGGAAUAGUGGAAUCUGAGAAUGAUCACGCAUGGGAAUGGUUUUUUAGAAAAUUGCGGGAGUGUUUUACAGACGAGUAUCUGUUGGUGAUAGUUUCAGAUCGGCAUCAUUCCAUUAAGAAGGCAUGUGAGACUGUAUUACCAUGGGUAACACGCGGUAUAUGCUAUUAUCAUCUGCAACACAAUAUUGUCACUAAGUUUAAGGGGAAGCAUCUUAUGUACUUAGUCAAACGUGUUGCGUAUGCAUAUACGCUACAUGAUUUUAACCGUUAUAUGGACGAGAUAAGGCAUAUAAAACCUGACCUUGCAACGUACCUGGAGGAGGCAGGCAUUCAGUUGUGGUCAAGAGUUCACUUUCCAGGUGAUAGAUACAAUAUAAAGACGAGCAACAUCGCAGAGUCUAUCAACUCUGCUCUCAAACGGGCACGGGGAUUUCCCAUAGUAUUCCUGUUGGAGUACUUACAGGAGAAGCUAACAAAGUGGUUUUGUAAAAGGCGGGAAGAUGCUUUGAGUCUUCUAACCAACCAUACUCGAGGAGUUGAAUAUUUGUUGGCAAUUCGUUCACAUUAUGCUGAUAAGUUGACGGUUGAAGGCAUAGAUGGUUGGCAAUUCAAUGUGAAAGGAGGAUCACAUAACUGUAUCGUUGAUUUGGAACUUCGAAAGUGUGGGUGUGGCGUGUAUGAUAUUGAGAAAAUACCUUGCUCUCAUGUUAUAGCCGUUUCAGAUGCAAUGCAUAUGCAUCUGGCCACUCUUGUAUGCCCGACAUACUCCAAAGAUUACUUGUAUGCAGCGUACUCGCAUAAUAUAUAUCCUCCAAGCAUUGCAAUGAAAACCGAUGAAACAACACAAUGUCUACCUCCGGAGGUCCGACGUAAAAAAGGCAGGCAGAGGAAGUCAAGAUGGCAAACUUGGCUGGAAAUUUCGAGGCAUAAGCAAAAGAAACCCCGUAAGAUCCACAAGCAGUACAGUUGUUCGAAAUGUCACCAACCAGGACAUACUAGACCGGAUUGUGUAAGUGUUAUGUUACCUCAUACUUUAAGGGUUACAUUUGGUCGAAGUUAA
This is a messenger RNA of Eutrema salsugineum, 2382 nucleotides long. RefSeq lists its product as uncharacterized. Bases 1 to 2382 code for a protein of 793 amino acids. Gene Ontology annotation, molecular function: zinc ion binding. Lineage: Eukaryota; Viridiplantae; Streptophyta; Magnoliopsida; Brassicales; Brassicaceae. The record is from RefSeq and is a predicted model, not a curated record. The transcript has a single exon.